Messenger RNA from Apis cerana (Asiatic honeybee), 6890 nucleotides. RefSeq names its product Exchange factor for Arf 6 (gene Efa6). NCBI's taxonomy places the organism in Eukaryota, Metazoa, Arthropoda, Insecta, Hymenoptera, Apidae. Gene Ontology annotation, biological process: regulation of ARF protein signal transduction. Gene Ontology annotation, molecular function: guanyl-nucleotide exchange factor activity; protein binding; phospholipid binding. The record is from RefSeq and is a predicted model, not a curated record.
CAGUCGCGAGGCAUUCGCCGGGCAGAGUGGAGGUGGUUACGUUGUCCGCAAGGAUAUGUGGUCGGUUACCGCGACGCCGCCGCGGUUCGCGCAGGCACAGGUACGAAGUGCGCGCGUUUUCGAGGCGGUAUCACGAAAAGCGCAGGAGUGGCGUUUCUACGUAUUGUUCCGAUAUCACUGCUACAGUUCAUCGUUGAUGUACAGUGGGUAGUAGGAAGUUCGUAAAUCGAAAAAGAGAGGAAAGACGAAAGGAAAAGAAGAAGAAAGAAAAGAGAUAGAGCGCGAUUCUAUCGCGCGGUGCAGUGUGAAAAGUGUUCGCGAAGGGGCUUUUGCUUCCUCUUGUGUGUGCGUAUACGUGCGUGUGCCACAGCAAAAGCACGUAAAACGUAACUAGUGACACACGGAAAAAAGAGAAAGAGAGAGAAAGACGAAUAAACACGGGUCGCCGGAUAAUCCUUGUGUACGGUGUGCGGGUUUCGUGAAUGUGCGUCAAAUGACAGUGAGGUGAUCAAUGUGCUCGAAACAUGGCUGAGGAGCUGGUGGUCACUCUGAACCGCGGCGACUCAUCCGGAUUCGGGUUUUCGCUCCUUGGUACCGCGGGUUUGCCGCACGUCAUCUACGACAUCGUUGAAAAUUCGCCGGCAGCAAAGAGCGGCAAGGUCGAGGCCGGCGACGUCAUACUCAGGGUGAACGAAGUUGAUGUCAACCGAUUUAGUACUAAAGAAGUGCUGAAAUGUCUGCGGCUCUCGUCGGAUCCCGUCACCCUGAAGUUGAGAAGGGAUCCUGCAAUAAAAGCUCAUGUGCGUCGAUUAUUAUCACCUGGACAACCGUUAUGUGACGAAACGGAUUCGUCGAAGAUAUCUCUCGAGGCAACAACACCUGUGAAUAACCCUAAAACAGUAUCGUCCGGCAAUGGAGAGAGCACGGAACUAAGGAAACCUGGAACGCCAGAACUUCCGGGAGGUUCGCCACAGGAACCAACUGGGGCGACACAAUAUGCGACCAGAAGCAAUGGAUCCUAUAGUGAUGCCUCUGGUUCCUCCGAGUUAGAGGCACUACUUCCACCAAUGGAUAGUUUCAAAGAAGAGGAACGCGCACAAUGGGAGCCGCUUUCCGGCGACAAAUUUUCCAGACAGAAGAAUACGCCUAGGUUUGAAGCGUACAUGAUGACCGGUGAUCUAAUGUUGAACCUGUCGCGCACUCAGCAAAGCAGCAGUCUGCUCCCGAAGCACCAGAAGAAGGUCGACUCCCUGAGGUACAACAAUCAUCACACCCACCAUCACCAUAAUCACCACAAUCACCAUCAUCAUAACUCGGUACCUACCAGUCCUAACGAGAUGCUGGGCCAUCACCGUGCUUACAAGUGUACCGGUUCGAAUUCGGCCAGCACCUCACCGGUCGGGAUCAGCAAACGUGAAAGCGGCCAGUGUCCGGGCCAGAGCGAUAAUAGCAAACAAAAUACCGCGAGUUUUGGUUAUUCGAGCGGUUUCGUCCGCACCUCGCGCUCCGAGGACCAUUUGCAAUUCCAAAAGGAUCCGUCGAUGAGCGCGGUGGACAUUGACAUUGACGAUGACGUCACGUCCAGCCUAAACACCCUGUUGGACACGAGGCCUGACAGCGGCCAAGGUUUGUCCAGCGAGAGGAUCGUCUGGACGUACAACGCGCCGGUCAGCUCGCCAUCAGCCUCGGAGCGCACCUCCUGCUGCCAGAAUGGCAGCUCCUCGCAAUCCUCGUCGAGUAGCUCCUCGACCGAGGGAACUAGUCCCCAAAGAUCCUUAUCGCCAACUUCCCCUACCUCGGUCUCGUCCUCCGUCAUGUCCUCCAAUUCUGGAUCCCGUAGGUUCCCACCGCCGGUACCCACGGGCACCACACCGUCAGCCCUGGGACCCUCCGGCGACGGAACCGCAUCCUCGGCCUCCGGCCUUCAUCCCACCAACGGCGACCUCAGCCAGUCCGAGGCGAUCAGCAACAUGUCCAGUCCUGACUACAACGACGAAGAGACUAUGGACAUACUGAGUGCACGCGAUAUCAUGAUGGUCAGUGAUCCGAGUGACAGUGACUCGACGAUACUCGCCAGCGAACCACCUCAGAGGAGGCUGAAGGCAGCUGCUGCGGCCACCGUGCAACAAACGUCGAACGUUUACGCAUCGGCACAGGAGAAUACCGAACAUAGGAUAGUAAUACAGGUGAAGGGGCCGGACAAGGACAUCGCGGUGGCGAGGAAUACGAGUCCAAGGCAGAACAGGAGACGGGGAAAUCUCGGUAAUCCGGAACUCGUAGCCACGUCCACAGCGCAGAACAUCGUGCAACGUCCGCCCGGCAAUAACAUCGCUGGGAAUGUUACGCCUGAAUUCGUUGGGUAUCAGGAGUUGAAAGAGAGUGAAGAUGAGAAUGAAGCUCUAAAUAUUGGAAAUUACGAAGAUAAGCACGCGUCGCCACCACAAUCUGCAGAUGAAGAAAGCGAUAUUGAAAGUCUACACAGCUUCCAUUAUAGUCCAAAAGCAGUGGACUUGCCAUCAGCCGUUCGAUUAGCCAAAAGAUUAUAUUCCUUAGACGGUUUUAAAAAGUCUGACGUCUCUAGACAUCUUAGCAAAAACAACGAUUUUAGUAGAGCGGUAGCCGAAGAAUAUUUGAGAUACUUCAACUUCGACCGAGACACGCUGGACGUGGCUCUUAGAAAGUUCCUUGCCCAGUUCUCUUUGACUGGGGAGACCCAGGAAAGGGAGAGGGUUCUUGUACAUUUCUCCAAGAGAUUUCUCGAUUGUAAUCCAGGCGCUUUCAAUUCUCAGGAUGCUGUUCAUACUUUAACUUGCGCUAUAAUGCUGCUCAAUACCGAUCUUCAUGGUCAGAAUAUUGGUAGAAAGAUGUCGUGUAACGAAUUUAUCGAAAACCUCUCGGAACUGAAUGAUGGCGAUAACUUUCCUAGAGAGGUGCUAAAGCAGCUAUAUAAUGCCAUUAAAUCGUUCCCCUUGGAAUGGGCCUUAGAUGAAGAAGGGGAUGAAACUGCAAAUCAGGCAAUUCAACAGGGUGACGGUCCAGCAAUAUCGGGUACCGGAAAUCCAUUUCUUGAUGUGCCAAAUGUUACAGGUGCUACGGAGUUCAAGAAGGGAUAUGUUAUGCGGAAAUGUUGCUUCGAUUCCAACGGAAAGAAAACACCAUUCGGGAAACGUGGUUGGAAGAUGUAUUAUUGUACAUUGAGGGAACUUGUAUUAUAUUUGCACAAAGACGAACAUGGCUUCCGUAAUGAUAGUUUGCAUAACGCGAUACGCAUUCAUCAUGCGUUAGCUACUAAAGCAUCUGACUAUACGAAGAAGGAACACGUGUUUAGGUUACAGACUGCUGAUCAAGCAGAGUAUCUCUUCCAAACAAGUGAUUCCAAAGAAUUGCAGUCGUGGAUUGACACGAUCAAUUUCGUGUGUGCCAGUUUUUCUUGUCAACCAUUAGCAGGCGCGGUUGGUUCACAGCGAAAAUUUCAACGACCUCUACUUCCGUGCAGCCACACGAAAUUAUCUCCUAGAGAACAAUUACGGGACCAUGAGGAGAGAGUGAGCAAAUUAGAAGCUGAAUUGGAAGAGCACAGACGACAUCCGCCUGAGAGAGGAGCUAAAGCUCUUACUGUACAGAAUUAUAAGGAAAAAGAUGCUUAUUUACAUCAUGAGCUUAAGAGAUAUAAAACAUACGCAUACCUGUUACGAUCCAGGUUGGCUUUUACUGAAGUAGAACCAUCGUUAGUUGAGAGCAGUAUUGGGGAGGUGGAUGAGGGAAGCGGAACUUUGUUGAAUUCGGAUGUUGCACUGGUACCACCGCCUGUUCCUGAUCGACCAGCCAUAAAUAGGUACAGUUACAGGGCUGCCAUUUACAACCGUAAUCUGCUAAAUGGUCAGGACUACGGCGGGGACAUUGGUUGACGUGUGAUGGGUGUCUUUUCAGCAUGUGUGGUCUAAUCUGACCUGCAUGUGCAGGCAAUAAGAACAGCUGAAAUUUAGAAGAGAAUAUUAAUGAAAAAAAUAACGAUGUAUCCGACGCAUCACUUGUUAAGUACUGUACUUUAUCGUAUCAUGUACUCACCAUUCUCUUUUACUAUAUUUAAUCGUAAAUUUAUCAGCGGCCAUUAAAAAAAAAUACCGAUAGUGUUAGCAUUCGUAAGGUGCUCUAAUUACAGCAGCGAUUUUAAUUUUUUUUGUUAAACUAUUUUUUUAUUAUUUAAUUCUUAAUAUUAUUAAUAUUAUUUUACUUUUUUAAAUAAAAUAUUCGAAUUAAUUUAUCAUUGCUCAAGUGCCAUAUUUAUCAAUUAGUUUGCACAUAAUUGAGCAUAUAAAGCUGCUGUUCUAAGCACUCAUUCGAUACCGUCAAAUUGGUGAUUGGGUCAGGGUUCGCACCUAACUCAAUAAUGUAGUGUAAAUGGUUCACUAAUUAUACCCGAGUAGAUUGUUAACGCGUUGACAAAAAUUUGGCAAGGCCCGAUUCAGAAUUCGUGCCUUGACUGAAGAUAAGACCAGUUAUGUAUAGAACAAUAUUUCAACGAAUAUAAAGGAUAGAAACAAAUAUAUGGUGUUCGAAUGUUGAAUGAUAUUAUUUAUUAUAUCGUAAAGAAAAAAAUAGACAUAUUGUAAUCAUUAAUUUCAAAUUAAUCUAUUGUAUAAAAGAUAAUGAGCAUAUAACAAUUUUUAAAUGUAUUGUAAAAUUUGAUCAAAUUUUUCUGUAUUAAUAAUAUAUAUUGUAUAGAAAUGACUUUAAAACGAAAUUGUAAAAUCAUCUCACCAAAAUAAACAAAUUAUACGAUACUUUGUUGCUAUACUAAACUGUGUCUGUCUUCAUAUAAAAAAAAAAAUUUUACAUGAGCAUCUUCUCAUGCUUUCCGCUUUCAGUUCGCUGCUAACAAUUUUAUAACAAAUAUUUAACUAUUUAGUUAUAUCGGGUAUUUAGUGGUAAUUGGUAAUGCGAAGUAAUAUGUCUGCUUUUUUUGCAGUAUUGAGAAAGUUUCAUCAAAACUGUUAUUUGAAUGCAUUUCCUUUUUUUUCUCUCUUAUAUAUAUAUAUAUAUAUUUUUUUUUGAUUUUGUGUGGUGCUUAUUCUAGAAUAGAAUAUAACAACAGACUGUUAUCGAUAUAUUUCCAUGAUCAAUCACUUUCAUUGUUUUUUAUUUAUCGUAUCGAUUUUCUUAUUAUUAAUCGAAGAAAUAUGUGAAAAUAGAAUUUUUAUAGAUUAAUAUAUAUUAGAAAAAGAUUGAUAUUUCGCGAAAUUCUAAGAUAUUUUGCAUAUUGUUGAUUAUUUAUUUAAAAUUUGAAUAGAUAUAUUUAUUUUCUAAUUGAAAUAAAUUGAAAACGAAAAAAAAAAAAAUAAUAAAUAGAAGUUAAAGAAAAAUUAAAGAAUGGCGCUUUUUUGCCAUGAUAUCAGUUUUUACUUAUUAGUUAUAAUGAAGAUGAUUAUACGUUGGAAAAGAGUUUAAAAUAUAAUAAUGUAUUAUAAAAUUUAAGACUGGAUAAAAAAAUCAAUUAGGCGCGUAAUCCCAAUUCAAAAACUUAUGUUCAGUUAUAAUGAAAUUAUGUAUCAGCCAUUUUACACUCGUAAAUGUAUGAUAUAUUUUUAUAUUUGAUAUAUUUAUCACGAAUAAUUCGUGUCUCUGUAUUAUUCCAUUUCAUCCGCAUACCCAAAUUUUUCUGUGUUUUGUAUGAUUGAUUUGUGCGGAUGAUCGAUAUAUUUUUUCUGUGAUUGCAUUGUUGUUUUUGACGAAUUUUAUUAAAUUGGUUGAUAUGAAAGAAACUAUAUCAUUCCGAUAGUUUAAUUAACAACGAUGAUGAUAAAAUUAAAAAAAAAAGAGAAAAAAAAAUCAUAAGAGAAAUCGAAUCUUUCGUUUCUCGAUAUUAAUUGAAAAUAACACAGAUAAAGACCAUAAAGCCUCAUCUUAUUCUAAUCUAUUCCGACUUUACGUUUAGAUGCAUAAUAAGUAGCAAAUUAUCGGAAAUUAUUCUAGCCUUUUUAAGUGCAAACUAUCCAGUAACGUAUAUAUAUAUACAUGUAUUAUAUGCACAUAUAUAUAUAUACUAUUUUCUCGCAUAGAAUGUAUUACGUAACAGGUUGGAUGUUUUUUUCGAACGUAAUUAUUUUUUAAGAAAUAACAAGUUUUUAUUAAAAUGUACAAAAUAAAAAUUUGUAUGUUGUGUUAACAAAUCUUUGAUCUUUGAUAUAUCAAUAUAUUUAAAGAAUUAAAAUUGUUUUGAACUGUUUAUAUAUUGUAAAUAUGUUGUAAUAAUAAUUAUUAAAUAUAAUAAUAUAAAAGAAAACUUCGUUAUCGAUUAAAAAGCAUUAAAAAGCACAUACAAGUGUUACGUAAUUAUUUUAUGCUAAUAGUCUGAAUUUAAUCAAGCGAUAUUCUAUACUCUUGAAAAAGCAGUAUUAGAACCUUAAUUUCAUAUUUUUCAAUUAGAAAAGAAAAAUAAAUCAAAAUACAUGAUUUUGAAUUAUGAUAUUAAAUGAAGUUUAGCUUUUUAGUAUAAUAUUUAUAUUAUAAAUUGCAAACAUUCCAGUAAGAUUUUUUUUAGAAGAUCAAAAUAAAUCUGUUCAUUGACUAGUCGAAUUAGCAUUUUUAGAUAUGGUUCCUGUAAAUCAUGUUGCUGCUCAGUAUUUAUGAAUACAUUAAUUUUUAAGUAUAAAUGAAUAAAUUCUAUUUCGUUAUUUUUGUAUUUUGAUUGUAGAUAGUCGCUUUGAUUAUUCGUUUACUAUUUAUUAAACAUCAUUCAUUUAUAUUGUUCUCAAAAAGUUGUUCACUACAUCUAAUCAUAGUGUACACUAGAUCCCUUGUAAAUAAAACUGUAUUAUAUGUGGAUAAUAUAAUGAUUAUUAUAAACUAUAUAAAGCUAAUGGCAAUAAAGAUAAACAGUCUUCAAAUUA